Molecule: messenger RNA, 520 nt
Organism: Theileria parva strain Muguga
Lineage: Eukaryota; Apicomplexa; Aconoidasida; Piroplasmida; Theileriidae
Gene: eIF1
Product: Eukaryotic translation initiation factor eIF1
Exons: 2
Coding region: 152-475 (107 amino acids)
Biological process (GO): translational initiation
Molecular function (GO): translation initiation factor activity; RNA binding
Source: RefSeq, a predicted model, not a curated record
CAUGCAUCUGCACUUUUGUCAGAUUUACUUGAUUUUUUUAGGUUUAUUUCAAAUUAUUUUUUUUAAUUACGCUUUAUCAUUUUUUCUGAUAUCUUUCAACAAGUCAUAUCAGUAUUAAAUACGAGCCCACACUAAAAGUCCAAACCAAGUAAUGUUCCUUGAUUAUACUCCUGGUCUUAAAGACCCUUUUAACCAGACUAAUACUGAUGGACCAAUAAAGUUAGUUCACAUACGUAACCACCAACGCAACGGACGUAAAAGCGUGACAACUGUCCAGGGCCUCGAGGAGAGCCUUGACUUAAAGAAAAUGGUGCGCGCACUCAAGAAAGAAUUCUCGUGUAACGGAACCGUGAUCAUGCACGAGGAACAUGGAAGCAUCAUUCAGCUCCAAGGCGACAAGAGGCAGGACGUUGUCAAGUUUCUCGAACGCGAAAAUCUCGUCACUCCAGAUCAAAUACGCAUCCACGGAGCUUAAAUUUAUACUGUAUUCUUAUUAUAUUAAUAUUCUCCCAUACCCUUA